AUGACACUAAAUCUCAAGGCAAUCACUACUACUAUUACUUCUCAGCCAACUGCUGACGAGAAGCUCAAGCCAUCCAGUGCUGAAUGGAACAUUGAGUUGCUCGAAUCGUGUAAUCCAGUUGCAGAUGGUAUUCUUUAUUGCUGUUGUGCAUGUAUCUGUGAAGGUCUUUUACAUGCCCGUGCAGGUGAACAUUUUUGUUCGUGCGCGCUUCCGGGGUCAUCGCAAUCAUUGCGAACUAAAAUUCGAAUGGUAUAUGGUAUUAAAGGUUCAUUGUUUGAAGAUUGUUGGACAUCAUGUAUUUUUUGUCCUUGUACUUUACUUCAAAUGAAAAAAGAACUUGAUCACCGGAAUGUGUCAGAUUAUUCUGCCAGCACUUAAUAACAACUUUUGAAGCAUCAUAUUAGUUUAAAAAUUGAACAGAAAAUAUCGGCCAAUGUGCACCUAUGCUCAUAUGUUUUUUCUUGACAAAGCAAGAUUCUACGUCUUUUUGAACUUCUAAUAUAUGCCCUAAACUACUUAUAUAUUCGUUGAUAAACAAUUAAUAUAGUUAAGCACUACGUACUUGAAUAAAGCCAAAGAAAUGCAUAACUGUAUUCGACUAGUAGAUUAGCUGAGGGUGAGGGUGUGUAAAAAUUGAGAAGCCACGACCGCGAUUUCGACCUUUCUCAAGAGUCGCAUCAGAUGGCUUUCGUUGCUUCCGGUCUAUUUUCGUAUUUUGGUGUAGUAUCGCGAUAAAAAUUGAUUUUAUUCGAAUUGUUUGAUCGGCAGGCAUCCAGUCAUGUAAAAAGUCGUCAUUGAAGAUGAAGGCUUUAAUCAGAUGAUAUGGGAAAUUGAUUUUGAUGUUUGUUUUUAUUGUAAUGGAGUUUGAGAAAAGUAUGUUUGUAUUACUUUCGGCUAAUUAUCCCGUGAAUGCCCAGGUCGAAACCGUACGGUGGGAAACAUCCGGAUCCGGCGAAUUUUCGGCAAAACCAUGGAAGCAGAAUUGCUGAGUCGGUUCGGGCUACCGGCUCCUGCUUAUUCCCCGUUGAUUCCUGUAACCGGGUGUCAGGUCAGGAUCCUGCUGCCAUUUCCCGCAAGGUUCCUGAGAAAGGUUCCGAAGUAUUUUCAGGGGAGCAAGAUCCGAUACAUAUUCCUUCCGUUUCCGAUUCGGUUGAGGAGCCCAGAUCCGGCCGUUUUCAAUUAAUCACAACCAGUCUAAUCCCACAACAGGAUACGAUGGUAUCCAUCAGAAAACUAGGGUGGGUGUGGGUGUGGGGUGUGGCUAAAGAAUAAAAUUUUCAAUACCCACACCCACCCACACCCACACCCACACACCCACACCCACACCAACACCCACCCACACCCACACACCCACACCCACCCACACCCACCCACACCCACACCCACACCCACGCACACCCACCCACACCCACACCC
This is a messenger RNA of Rotaria sp. Silwood1, 1416 nucleotides long. Lineage: Eukaryota; Metazoa; Rotifera; Eurotatoria; Philodinida; Philodinidae. The record is from the annotation of a GenBank genome assembly.